Messenger RNA from Lagenorhynchus albirostris (white-beaked dolphin), 1534 nucleotides. RefSeq names its product TAL bHLH transcription factor 2 (gene TAL2). Gene Ontology annotation, molecular function: protein dimerization activity; DNA-binding transcription factor activity, RNA polymerase II-specific; RNA polymerase II cis-regulatory region sequence-specific DNA binding. NCBI's taxonomy places the organism in Eukaryota, Metazoa, Chordata, Mammalia, Artiodactyla, Delphinidae. The record is from RefSeq and is a predicted model, not a curated record. Gene Ontology annotation, biological process: regulation of transcription by RNA polymerase II. Bases 150 to 527 code for a protein of 125 amino acids. The transcript has 3 exons.
UUUUCGCGGAGCAGGGGCGGUGGUGCGGCUCCGGGGGAGCCUGGCGGGUCCUCUAGCGCGUGUUGGCGGGGCUGCUGCGCCUUGGUGUCCGAUGCCCGGGCACCCCUUGAUGUGUCUCCGAGGGCCGCUUAGGCAGCUUCUGCGUCGGGAUGAGCGACUCCUGGACACCUGGCAGGGCCCUUUCUCUUUCUCGUCUCAGGAGCUCCAACAUGACCAGAAAGAUCUUCACAAACACCAGGGAGCGGUGGAGGCAGCAGAACGUCAACAGUGCCUUUGCCAAGCUGAGGAAGCUCAUCCCCACUCACCCUCCCGACAAGAAGCUGAGCAAAAACGAAACGCUUCGCCUGGCGAUGAGGUACAUCAACUUCCUGGUGAAGGUCUUGGGGGAGCAAAGCCUACAGCAAACGGGAGUGGCUGCUCCGGGAAAUAUUCUGGGCCUCUUCCCCCAAGGACCCCACCUGCCGGACAGGACUCUCCUUGGUGAUUACCAGGUUCCAUCAUCCGGCCCAAGCCACCACAUUCCGUAGUGGGGCUCUGGCUGUCGUCACCCCAGGCAGCACUGGUUCAGAAGUAACUAGCUGUCAACAGCCUUUUGCAUGUUCCAGAGUCAACCUGAUGAACAAUUUGUGAGGCAUGAAUUUAAGCUUCAUAGGAGAUGGCUCAGGGUCGGCUUCAGGAUGCUGAAAGGGACCAUGAGGAACGUGGCUUGGGCGUCUGUCACCCCCCACCCCCAGGGCUUCAGUCAGAUCAGCCUGUCUCUGUCUAUGUUAUAAAUCUGGGUUCUGCAUAAGCUGUUGUUUGAAAAAAAAAAAAAGACCCUUAGGUUAAAAACUGGUUUGAAAAUCACUGUUUUACUCCGUAUGUUUUCAGUUAUAAGAAAGUUUUCUCAAAAUGGAUCUCAGAUGGUUGAGUAGAAAAUGCUUCCCUCUGAACAUAUUUUAAAGUUUGUUUUGAAAAAUGAGGCAUAUUUGAUCAAGGGUGAACAAUGUAAGACAAAUGAAAAGAUAGCCCUUGCAGAAACCAACCUGGAGACUUGCAGGAACAUCUGUGAAGAAAAGACCCUCCUGACAUGUGAGGACCACAGGAAGGCAGCAGAUACCUGUGGAAGAGCUCUGCAUCCUUUAUCUCUAUGGACAUGUGAGGUGUCACUUGCAUAGGGCUGUAGGAGAAAACAGUCCAGAAGGUUUUGAAGUAACUUUCCAGAGGUCACAUGGACAGUUAGUGCAGCCCAGGACAUAGUGUGAGAUCUUCUGAGCCAGCACGUCCAGCCUGUCUACAGCCCUGUUCAGCCACUAAGGAUUUUAGGAUUGAAAAUGGCCAAGCACCUCAUUAUUAGACUCAUCUCUUUUCAAUAGUGUUCAGUGAUCUUCAUAUGCCUUUUAAUUGAAAUUGAAUUAUUGUGCUUUGUAGAAUGUGAUUAGAGGUACCAACCAAAGAUUUUAUUUGGUGAUGUGUUUUGUGAGUUUGUAAUCAUUGAUUCUAAAUUGCUAUUUAACUAUUAACUUAUUGAAAAUAAAUUAUUUAAGAAAAGAAA